AUGGAAAGCAGAGAAAACCUAUCUGAAAAGUCUGUCUCAUCAAAGACAAUCUCACAUAAUAUCGACCUUCUGAGCAUGUCUAAGAAGAGUGUUUCGAGUACAUCGCUAAGAAAAAGAGUGGCUCGUAGACGUCAAUUUUCAAGUCUGAGCGUCAGCACUAAUAAAGAGGAUUCCAGUGAUGAAGGGAGUUCACCAAGUUAUGAUUUGAAGAAAAAUUACAAUAUUAUAAAAUCUCUUGGCUGCGGCACUUACGCUUUGGUCCAAUUGGCUGAAGAAAAAGGCACUGGACGACAAGUUGCGAUAAAAAUAAGUAGAGGCAUUAAUUCAAGAGACCUUCUCAAAAGUGAAUAUGAUAUUUUAAGCAAAGUGUCUCACGAGAGAAUUAUCAAACCAUUAUCUUUCCAAGAGAAUUCAGCAAAGAAAGAGUCUUACCUUAUCAUGGAAUAUUUUGAAGGGCAAAAUCUAAAUGAAUUCAUUGAGGAAAAUGGAGUGUUGGGUCAGACAGAUGCACGGUUAAUUUUUAACCAACUUUUAUCUGCUGUUGAAGCUCUACAUAGUGCUAGGAUUGCUCAUAGAGAUAUUAAACCAGAGAACAUUCUGGUAAAUAAAGAUCUGCAAAUUAAGCUAGUCGAUUUUAACAUCAGUAAGGUUUAUAAACCAUUAAAAGAAGAUGAGAAAACUAAAUUCAGUUCAAUUUUUUAUACCCAUAUCAGUACUCCUCUCUAUGCAGCCCCAGAGCUCAGAACUUCCAUUGGAUACACUGAGAGCAUUGAUAUCUGGGGGUUAGGCAUUGUCCUGCUCUCUAUGCUUUGUGGAACACUUCAGGAUGAAAAACUUCCAAGCGGUACUGCUGAAAGAAUGCUAAGUUUGCAAGGAGUCAUUAGUCUCAAAAUUGAGGAAUCAAAAUGCUCAGAAUUCCUUCUGAGUCUUCUCUCAGAAGACCCAGAAGAGAGGCCUAUUGCCUCAGAAUGCCGUCUCUCCUCCUGGAUGAGCGAGGAGUAGGCUUAAUCUAAUAUAACUUAUGAAAAAUUUCUAAACUUUAAGU
Moneuplotes crassus is the source of this 1045-nucleotide messenger RNA. The record is from the annotation of a GenBank genome assembly. Lineage: Eukaryota; Ciliophora; Spirotrichea; Euplotida; Euplotidae.